This is a messenger RNA of Ictalurus punctatus (channel catfish), 1213 nucleotides long. Its product is annotated as histone H3. The record is from RefSeq and is a predicted model, not a curated record. NCBI's taxonomy places the organism in Eukaryota, Metazoa, Chordata, Actinopteri, Siluriformes, Ictaluridae. Gene Ontology annotation, cellular component: nucleosome. Gene Ontology annotation, molecular function: protein heterodimerization activity; structural constituent of chromatin; DNA binding. The transcript has a single exon. Bases 216 to 626 code for a protein of 136 amino acids.
GCGCCAAUAGAAUUGUGGCGGGCGUCUUGUGUUUCGAACGGUGGCAGAGAAGACGGUCCAAUAUACAACAGGUGACGUAAAACGUUCUAUCGAAUAGCAGACGAGCGCGUUCGAGACGCCCAAUCAGCGCAGGGCGGCGUUAUGGCUUAAAAAGGCCGCGUUCGCGCGCGCAGUUUAUUCUGUUUUUCUAUCCGCGAAGUGCAGAGUUUGACGCUAUGGCAAGAACCAAGCAGACCGCCCGUAAGUCCACCGGUGGCAAGGCGCCAAGGAAGCAGCUCGCCACUAAGGCUGCCCGCAAGAGUGCGCCGGCUACCGGCGGCGUGAAGAAGCCUCAUCGUUACAGGCCUGGCACUGUGGCUCUGAGAGAGAUCCGCCGUUAUCAGAAGUCUACUGAGCUGCUCAUCCGCAAGCUGCCCUUCCAGCGCCUGGUGAGAGAAAUCGCUCAGGACUUCAAGACCGACUUGCGUUUCCAGAGCUCGGCCGUCAUGGCUCUGCAGGAGGCAAGCGAGGCAUACCUGGUCGGUCUGUUCGAGGACACCAACCUGUGCGCUAUCCACGCCAAAAGAGUGACCAUCAUGCCCAAGGAUAUUCAGCUGGCCCGCCGUAUUCGCGGAGAACGCGCUUAAACUACAACUCCGUCUAAUAUACACAAAGGCUCUUUUAAGAGCCACUUCCUCGUCUCAGAAAACAGCUAAUUUUCUUUCUUGGGCAGUUUAAGUAUUAGAACGUGGUACAGAGAGAGAGAGAAGGAACAGUAAUAAUAAUGUUUGUAUAUAUGUAUGUGUGUGUAAAUGAAGUGCACGGCUUUCUAUUUUUAUCAACAUUAGAAAGGUUGGUUAUUUAUUUUGCAUUUUCAUGAUAAAUAUAGUCCUAUGAGUAUUACGUAAUGUUUGUUUUUAUAGAUGAGCCGUUAAUUGUGGUUAUGUCCGAACAAUACAAUGCACAGUAAUGAGCUGUGUCUGUAAAAUAGCUCAAACCUACCUUCUGUUUCGGGCGGCGUUGUGCUGGAUGGAGCUUGACUGCCCCCGUGUGUCCAAACCGGGGAACGGCAAUUUUCUAGAAGCGGAUUUCUGGGCAAGAGAUAUUACAUCAUACAUACAUUUCAUCCAUCAUCCCUUUUGUCCCGUCCAUGAUAAUUGUUUUUGUAAUUUAAUAAUUGUAGACAUGACCUUAUCAUUGAAAACUUCUUCCCUAUUUGUGGAUAUUCUCUCUC